Molecule: messenger RNA, 1131 nt
Organism: Mytilinidion resinicola
Lineage: Eukaryota; Fungi; Ascomycota; Dothideomycetes; Mytilinidiales; Mytilinidiaceae
Product: catalytic LigB subunit of putative aromatic ring-opening dioxygenase
Exons: 1
Coding region: 81-935 (284 amino acids)
Molecular function (GO): oxidoreductase activity, acting on single donors with incorporation of molecular oxygen; ferrous iron binding; zinc ion binding
Source: RefSeq, a predicted model, not a curated record
ACAAAACUAGUGGAAGUCUUUCAAGCAAUUGCUGUUGCUCUCCCAUUCUUCAACAUCAUCAUCCAUCAUACCUAUCGAAUAUGGCCAUCAAAGAGGGACCGAAACGUGCUCCUUGCUUCUUUGUCUCCCAUGGAGCAGGUCCAUUGGCAAUUCUGCGGGCACCUUCCCAGCAGCCUUUGAUUGAUCUCUGCAAGGAGACUGCUUGGGUGCUGGAUGGGUCCAAAGGGGUGAUUGUUGUGACCGCACACUGGACGGCCGACAAGACAUACAUCUCAUCGGCCGCAAAGCCGCCAAUUUACUGUGAUUAUUUCCCUGUACCCGGAAACCCACUGCCAAAGGAAGCUUGGGAAAUUGUCUACGAUGCGCCUGGAGACCCGGAACUUGCGCGUCGGAUCAAGGAGAGCGCGGAGCGACAAGGCUUGGAAGCUGAGCUGGACGACGUACGGGGUUGGGAUCACGGUGUAUGGACACCACUAAUGCUCCUUCGCCCACAGGCCGACCUUCCAGUCGUUCAGGUCUCAAUUCCAGAGGGAGACAAGGUCAUCGAGCAGUCUUUCGCCCUGGGCAAGGCGUUGGAGCCCUUCCGAGACGAAGGCUGGGCGAUUCUCGGAAGUGGGCACACGUACCACAACUUCAAAAAGAUCAUUGAGCCUAUCAUGGGCGUCCCUGACGCAAAGGUCCCACCAGUCGGUGUCAAUCGAGCAUUUGAAGACAAACUGGAGGAGGUGGCAACGGUGAAGGAUCUCAAGAAGCGGUUGGACGGGAUGAGCAAGUGGAAGUCUUUUCCAGAGGCUGACGAGGUGCAACCUCCUGGUAAUGAUGAACAUUUCACGCCAUUUUUGGUUACUGCUGCAGCCGGCGGCUCUGAUCCCGGCAAGAGACUGGGAGAGUGGGAAAUGUUCAAUACCGUCAGCUCCUCGUAUCUCUGGGCUUGACACGAGAUUAUGGUGGGAUGGCUUUGGCUUUCCAGGACUGAUGGAUUGAGCGGACUUUUCACCGCUGGAGUUUAGUUUCGACAAUGUAUAGCAUCCUCUCAUUGUAAUGCAAUAUCACCUUGAAGGAAGGUCAUUUCAACCGUGUUUGCUCUCGCCCUGGUAGAUGCUAAGCAUAUCCUUCCCCCAAUGUAGCCCC